Molecule: messenger RNA, 4122 nt
Organism: Ostrinia nubilalis (European corn borer)
Lineage: Eukaryota; Metazoa; Arthropoda; Insecta; Lepidoptera; Crambidae
Product: zinc finger protein 585A-like
Exons: 6
Coding region: 94-3150 (1018 amino acids)
Biological process (GO): regulation of transcription by RNA polymerase II
Cellular component (GO): nucleus
Molecular function (GO): DNA-binding transcription factor activity, RNA polymerase II-specific; zinc ion binding; RNA polymerase II transcription regulatory region sequence-specific DNA binding
Source: RefSeq, a predicted model, not a curated record
GACUGCAUGAGCGGAGCGUGUACUUUUCGUAUUUCUUAUCAAAAAAUAAUUUUUACAUAGAAAUUCAGCCUGGAAAACCCAUAAACUUUUAACAUGAGUAGAGAGAUAGAUGUGAAGGCGUUGGUCUCCCAUUUGGUGCGUGGAGACGGUGCAAACAAAUGUCGAAUAUGUAUGGGCGAUACGUCGGAAGGCCAAGUUUUCCUAGAAGAUACCGUGAUGAUGGAUGGGGAGAGAUCAGUCACCCUUGCUGAUCUCCUGGAGUUGAUCACAGGCAUCGAGGUACCAGAGGCAGCGUACCUGCCUCAAGGCCUUUGCUCAGUAUGCACUGGAUCAGCGGUAGCCGCUGUUAACUUCUCCGCACUCUGCAAGAAGGCAGGCGACCAAUGGAACUCGAUGUUGCAACUGCUAAGCAACCUCCCAACUCCAGAAACGGUGUCCGAUAGAAGCACAAAGCUCUAUGCCUUCAUAGAAGGUAACGAGAUGACGAUUACAACAAAUAUAGACUUGGAAGAAAACAGUACGGAAGAGGACGUUCAAAAUGGUCUUGUCAAGGAGAAAUCUCGCAGUGUAACACCGGUUCUUGUUAAAGAAAAAACCCGCAAACGGUACAAGAAAUUGAAAUGCUUCUGUCCGAUGUGUCAAAAAGAGUUCCGUUAUGCUGAGCACUUGUCACAACACUUGAAAUACUCGUCGGACUACAAGAGAGCGUGUCAUAUUUGCGCUAAAAUAAUGCCUAGGAACGAUAUGGUGGAACAUUUACACGUUUAUCAUAAAACAAAACUGUCUGCGUGUAAAAAAUGUCCAGCACUAUUUUUGUCUAAAAUAAAAUAUUUAAGACAUAUCGAAGCAGAUCAUGCUAAAGGGGCCUGCACAUGUGGGGACUGUGGUCGCAGUUUCCAAACGAAUCAUGCGUACGUUGCUCACCACAACAUGCAUCUUUUGAAAACAUGUCCAGGCUGCGACAAGGUGUACCGUAACCAGCCAUGCUACAUCCACCAUGUUCGAACAUGUUGCAAUUUGGACAAGAACCGCCAAGAUACGAUCAGAACUAAAAACAAAGUGACUAUUGAAGUUGACUUGGCGCCUUCGCUGCCUUCGAUGGCCUGCAACGCCUGUGUCGCGUCCGCAAAGCUGGCCGUGCCUUUCAUCCAGCUCUGCAGCGCUUCCCAGCAAAAAUGGGAUCAGGUCACUGAAUAUUUGUACGAAAUGGACGUGUCUGACGUGAAAGAGAGAGCAGAGUACCGAUUCAAAGACGCUCUGAGACAUCAUAUCCGGUACAGCCACAUAGUAGGCUGGCAGCACCAGUGCGAUCAGUGUGGCAAAACAUUCUGUAACGCCGCUCACUUAAGGGAACACGACAACACUCACAACAGGGUCGAAGAUAGAUACGUCUGCAGCAUUUGCGACGCGAAAUACAGCACCCGAAGAGGAUACGAGAGACAUUACAAAAAACAUUUCGAUGAAAACGGCGAACUGAGGGAAUACACCCCUCUGCGUAAACCUAGGAAGCGUAAAAUGUACGGUUGCAUCGUGGCGGAUGACAAGGAAUUGCCGCCGGGACUGUGUCGCGAUUGCUCGGAAAGCGCGCUCGCCGCGAUCACCUUCCGGCAAGCCUGCAUGGAAUCCCACAACCAGUGGUCCCACGCCGCCGACUUCCUCACAAAUAUCCAAGACCCGACGGAGAACGAUAAAGUGUACUACAUAUUCUACGGUGCGCAGGAUAAGACUAUUAUCGGCGACCAGACGGAGUCCGCCGCGAGUACAGAGAAAGCGCUCUGCCGACUGAACUCCCAUUUUCAGGAUCCAAUCGAAAUGGUAGAAGAGCAGUAUGUGCCGGUCGGAAUAUGCGCCACAUGCGCCGCGGCCGCACUGGCCGUCCAAGAGUUCCGAAUGUUGACGCAAAGCUCGCUCAAACUCUGGUCAAAAGCAGUUGAAGCUCUCAACGAGAUCCCCCAAUCCUCUGCCCCUUCCGUGAAGUCUCUGUGCGCCUUUAUCAAGUCUGAUUCUCUAGCUGUACACACAGUCAAAGAUUACACCGGUGGAGACACGAAAACUAUGCUGAAUCGGCUCAAGAAUAGAUUGACGAAGAAAAAACAUAAUCCUGACAAGAAACCACGCAGUCACCGAUCUGGGCCGGCUUGCACGUGCCCAGACUGUGGAAAAUCUUUCUACAGUCCGUAUUAUUUGUGCCUGCACUUCAGCAACAGCGGGCAGAAGGAAGCGUGCGCAACUUGCGGCGCCGUCGUCAUCAGAGGUCGAGAAAUGAAAGAACAUCUAUCCAAAGUGCAUGGAGAAAGCGUUAUCUCGUGCAAGCAGUGUCCGUUGCUGUUCACAAACGAGCUGCGGUUAGAGAAACACGUUAAAAAAGCGCACAAACUAGGUUCGUUGACUUGUGCGGAUUGCGGACGAACGUUUCCGAGACAAUCGUCGUUUGACACGCAUUCUCAGAUGCACGCGGUCAGGACUUGCCGGACUUGUGGCAAACAGUUCGCGAAUCGCAGCUGCUACAGAGAGCACAGGUCGAAAUGCGAACCGGACGCGAGGCCUGACACGCAAUCGUUGCCGAGAAAUAAACGAUCGAAUAUACGCGAUCCGGCGACAUAUACUUGUGAUUACUGUGGAAAAACGUACACGUCUCGGCCCCAGCUCAAGAAUCAUAUAAUCUGGAUACACAUGGAUGUGAGGCCUCAUCAGUGCCAGUGGUGCGGAAAGAGGUUUUAUACGCCCGCGCGUUUAGCCGAACAUACAGUGGUGCAUACUAGGGUUAGGAACUUUGAAUGUGACAUUUGCGGUGCUAAGUUAGUGUCUCGAAUGGCUGCGGUAUACCACAAACGGAGACAUACCGGAGAAAAACCUUACAAUUGUGAGGAGUGCGGAGAGAACUUCAUAUCAGCGUCAAGAAGAUCGGAGCACGCUAAGAGACGCCACGGGAAGGGGCAGUUCGUGAAAUGCAUGCAUUGUUCAGCCACUUUUGUCAGAGGAUACGACUUGAAGAAACACAUAGAGAAGUCGCAUCGAAUUAAAAUUGACUCGGGAAUACAAAAAAUAACGAUUGAAGUCCCGUCUAUGGAUGUAAAGGAUAUGCCCGAUUUGGAAAACCCGUUGCGGAAGAGCUAUAAAAUGCGUUAUUCUCCUGAUACCCUCUCUUGAUUCUAUGUAGUUGGUAUUUUUAUGAAAUGGACCAUCAUGGCAGCAGCGUAGGCCUUAGGACCGGCUUCCAUCGAAGCGGAGCGGAGAGGUGAUGCGGAAAUAACUAAAUCCGAUUGGUUUUUUAAACAUUUCACCGCUUUGGUGGUAAUCGGGCUUUAGUAUUCUUUCAAAUGAAUUGUAAGUUCCUCUACGGAAUAAAAUUGUGGUUUCUGGAAGCACACCAUUGCCUUUGAGUCAAAAAUAGUUUGUUAGUAAAUUAGUAUAGUAAAAACAGAAAAUAGGGGGGUAUUCCCAUCUUCCCCGGACUGGCUUUCCAAAUGAGGAAAGUUGGUAUUUUUCGUGUUUUCUUCCCCCAGAUAGUGAUUCGGGAAAAUAAUUAUGGGAAGAUCAAGUUGCAUUUUCUCCCGAAAUAUUUUUAACCAAUAGUCAACACUUCUUCUUUCUUCUAUAUGUAUUUCUUCUUCUUUUAUUAAGCAUUGAUUACUUUGUGAUGUAUAGAUCGUGCCAUUCCCGAAGACGCGCCCCACCAAUGUUUGGUCUCGGUCGCGCGGGGUGCGGGGUUUGAUCCGAGCAAUCCGAAUUCCGAGCGUCAAUAUUGUAGUGUGCGUGUGCACUCAUGGAUGAUUUAGCGUGGACCGAUAACACACAAACAUUAGCGGAAGAAUGGUGCGGCGCCUCUUCGUGGAUGGCACGAUCUAAUACUUUUGUGAUUUACAGACGACGGCACAAUAAUGUAAAUACUGACGUAAUAUAGUUGUAAUAGGGGUGAUAUUGCAGCAGAAAUGUGUUGUCGACUGUAAGAGACUGAAGCACACAGUGCAGUCAAGUCUAAAAUAGCUCAAUGUUAAUUCUAGAUUGAUGUCUAUGACGUAUUUUAAUGUUAUAAUCAAAUGAACAUGUUAAUAUUACGGAUGAUGUAAUAGAUGUUAGAGCUUAAUUUUAAGUUAUUUUUAAUAAAAUGAAGUUUCAAUA